AUGGAUCGAGUUCGCAUCGCUAACGUUGACGGUGGGGAGGUUGAUGUUUGUUGGUUUGUCGGAAUAUUGUGCUGUGGCGGUGGGUACGGGGCCGCUGCAGCGGAUGUCGAGGCAAUGGAGGGGGAGGAUAAGGAGGAGGAGGAGGAGGAGGAGGAGGAGGAGGAGAAGGAAGAGGAAAAGGAGGAUGGUGGUAGUGGGGUCUCGCGAGUGCGGCCAAUGCUGAUUGUCGUCGGUAGGGGUGGACGAGGAGACAUCGGGUGGCGUCGUCGGGGUGCUGCAGUUGCUACGAAGACGUCCAUUAAGUCCGACUGA
Messenger RNA from Spirometra erinaceieuropaei, 312 nucleotides. The record is from the annotation of a GenBank genome assembly. Lineage: Eukaryota; Metazoa; Platyhelminthes; Cestoda; Diphyllobothriidea; Diphyllobothriidae.